Molecule: messenger RNA, 636 nt
Organism: Phalaenopsis equestris
Lineage: Eukaryota; Viridiplantae; Streptophyta; Magnoliopsida; Asparagales; Orchidaceae
Product: myosin-9-like
Exons: 5
Biological process (GO): vesicle transport along actin filament; actin filament organization
Cellular component (GO): cytoplasm; myosin complex; vesicle
Molecular function (GO): ATP binding; actin filament binding; microfilament motor activity
Source: RefSeq, a predicted model, not a curated record
AAGAGAAAUAUAAAUUGGGAAGUCCACAAUCAUUUCACUAUCUAAAUCAGUCUGAUUGUUAUGAAUUGGAUGGCGUUGAUGAUUCUCUUGAAUAUCUUGCUACAAUAAGGGCAAUGGAUAUAGUUGGAAUCAGUGAAUGCGAACAGGAAGCAAUAUUCAGAGUGGUAGCUGCUAUUCUUCAUAUAGGGAAUAUUGAUUUUGCAAAAGGAGAGGAAAUAGAUUCUUCAGUCAUUAAGGAUGGCAAAUCAAGGUUUCAUCUUAAGACAGCUUCUGAACUACUGAUGUGUGAUACCCAGGGACUGGAAAAUGCACUUAUUAGGCGUGUGAUGGUGACACCAGAAGAAAUUAUCACAAGAACUCUAGAUCCUGCUUCUGCAAUUGUCAGCAGGGAUGGUCUUGCAAAGACUUUAUAUUCUCGUCUUUUUGAUUGGUUAGUGGAAAAGAUCAAUGUAUCAAUUGGACAAGAUCCAAAUUCAAAGUCACUGAUUGGAGUUCUUGAUAUUUAUGGUUUUGAGAGUUUUAAGUGCAACAGUUUUGAGCAAUUUUGUAUCAAUUUUACCAAUGAAAAGUUGCAACAGCAUUUCAACCAGGUUAGUUUUUUCUGCCUUAACAUUUUACUUGAACAUCUAUCUCAAU